Molecule: messenger RNA, 2581 nt
Organism: Alligator sinensis (Chinese alligator)
Lineage: Eukaryota; Metazoa; Chordata; Crocodylia; Alligatoridae
Gene: FAM229A
Product: family with sequence similarity 229 member A
Exons: 3
Coding region: 95-316 (73 amino acids)
Source: RefSeq, a predicted model, not a curated record
CCUGCUCGCGUCGUGCCCUUUGCACUAGGCUCCCAGACUGCCAGGCGUACUCCUGGGAAUCCUCCCAAGCCUCUGCAAAGUCUGGGGCUAGGACAUGAACUCUCAGGAGACCCCACAAGCUCGGAGAUUCCCCAUCGAGGCAGGAGAUUCCCCCAGCCUGGCAGCUGUUCCAGAAACCCAGGAGCCAGUUGCCACUGAGCACACUGCAGCAAGGCAACUGAGAAGAUGCCCAGGGUGCCACUGCCUGACGCUGCCCAACGUCCCCAUUGACGUCUACAUUGCCAUGGGUGGGAACCGCAGGCCGCGGACCACCUAGCGGUUCCCCCAAGUUGGGCUCGAGUGCUGAGGCCGCGGAGGCUGCCGCCAGCAACGCCCCGGCAGCCGGAGAACAGCAAAGGGCGCCACGCAGAACGGUGACGCACAUUUUAAUAAAAGGACAUCUUAGAAUGUUCCUCUGCAUCGGGUUCCUCUGCCGUGGCUCCCACCAAGAGACUUGGCAGGGCCUCUCGCCGGUGCCUGGGGUCUCAGCAGGGAACGACCGGCUCCAGGUUUGUGGAGGAGGUUGCCUGGCAGAGGGCACUGCUUGUGUGGUCCUGGCUUGCUGCAGAGGCUUUGGCACCAGGCUCUAUCAGAAGCUGGUAUGAUUUGCUCCUGACAGUCUUUGGGUUCAACCUAUGGGUCUCCCCUGCCCCUGCCAUGGCUGCCUCUCCCUGCUGGGCUACCUGGGGCUGCUUCCCAAUGCCCUUCUAGAACACUGGUUUGUCCCCAGCCUGACCCUCCCAUUCCCAUCCUCUCUCUUCCAGCCCUGCAGCAUCCGCUUGGUACCCAACUCAGCAGGCGGGCAGGCAGCCCCUGCAAGGGCAGAGUGUGGGGUGACCUGGUUCCCAGGCUCCCCCUAUUCUCACUCUGGCCUUUCUGGUGGAAGAGGAAUCGGACGGACCCUGCACUGGCUGACUGGAAGCAUAGGUAGCACUAGCAGCCUCCUCCCCUGCUCCUGCUGGGUUUGAUCCAGUCAUGGGGAGGAGUGUGGGGAAUGAAUUUGAGCACAGAGGUGUUGCUGGACAGCCUGGGUUGGGGCAGAGGUUGGUGGGGGUGACGAGAUUCACUUUAACGGAGCGAGGAGGGUGAGGUUUGGAGUGUGAUCAAGUCAGUGGAUGGGACUGCAGGUGGUCUUGGAUUGUGCAGGAGCUGAAUGCUGGAUGGGUGGCUGGUAGCAGGGGAGCCUCCCAUAGCAUGCACUAGCACAGGGGCUGCCCACCCCCAGGGGAGGGAAGGAGGUGGCAGGGAGCCAGCAGUAAGAGCAUGUUGUGUGCAGGCUGCUCCAGCCAGGGUUCCUCCAGGGCCCUGCUCUUCAUCACUUGGGAGGUAGGGCACAGAGCGCUGCUGCCUCAUCCCCGCCUUCCAAAUGUGGAAUCACUUUUAUCCUUUAUAUCUCUGAACCGCCUGUGAGUUUUGUAACCACCGUUGUUGGGGGAGAAAAGUUCUUUAAUCCAGAGCUUUUCAUAGGCAGAUGUUGAGAUGUCUAUGCCUUUGUGUCCCUUGGAUGCACCAGGGGUGUGAUUCUCCCCUACAUUGCACCAAGGGGCAUGAGUAGCCCCCUGAUUUGGCAGCAUUUCAGGCCUGCUUUGCAUGGGUGGGUUGGCAUUUGUUUGCUUAACAUCCACACCAUGGAGUGUGUGUAUUUGGAGCAUGUGUGUCACAGCCGUGCCUGGUGUUCUUAAGCAGAAAGGGGGAGAUUUGUGAUGGUUCCCAGGUCCAGUGGGACUUUGUGGCAACCAGUUGAGAGGUCCAUCUCCCACACGGACAGGUUUUCUCCUUGUGGUCAAAGCAGUACUUCUGCUGUGAUGAUUAGCCUCCUUUCUGCAUGUUUUCUGCCUCUGGCCAAAGGCAUUAAGCUAGCAGUUGCCAGCUCCUCGCCUGUUGAAACUGGAGGCUUCCAUCAUUUAAUUCUACUCUAUCAGGCAUGAAUUGGUGUUGGAGCAGCAGGUCUGUCACGGGUGCGGGGGCUGACGUGUCUACCUCAUUUGACUUGAAAUGUUUUCCUGCCAUCUUGGCCCCCCCAUGCAAAGAUGAGAGCCUGUCAGAGCUCCAUAUAAAGGGAAACCUGGCUCUGCAGGCCACGUGCCACCCCAAUGAAAUUACAUCUUCACUAGCUUCCACGUGCUGGGGGUUGGAGGACUCCUGCCUAUGAGGAUGGGCUGUGGAGCAUAAGGUUCCCUGCCAGCAGCUGGCACAGAAACUCUGUUUUUCCAUCAACUUGCAGCUUAUGCUUUAACAUCCCUGGUUCCUGCUGCCCAGGGGUUGAGAGCAAAGCUCAGACAGAGAGGAGCCUGGCAGCAGAUGUAUACCAUCUCGUGCCAGAGACUACAGGGAGCUUUGUCCCCUGCACCCAGUGUGUGAUCCAGGACUGGGAGCGGGCAGGGUUAAUCCAGCUAUGGCUUCACUUUUGGAGUGGAUAGGAAUAAUAGAGGUAACAUCAUUGGAUUUAGCAGUGCGUGCAAAAAACGCCUUGCGUUGCCGUAUGUUCAUCUUGGAUUUCUCUCCUCUCUUCUCCAAGACAAGGGAUCGUUAGAUCAUCCAG